Exserohilum turcica Et28A is the source of this 1899-nucleotide messenger RNA. RefSeq lists its product as uncharacterized. The record is from RefSeq and is a predicted model, not a curated record. The transcript is spliced from 2 exons. Lineage: Eukaryota; Fungi; Ascomycota; Dothideomycetes; Pleosporales; Pleosporaceae. Bases 213 to 1811 code for a protein of 532 amino acids.
CGGCUGCGCGCAAACGCUGCACCACCCCACCCCAACGCAUUUUGGUAUCAUUAUCGCGCCCUUUCACUGUAGAUUAACCUAUCGCGUUGCGCGCAAAGUCUACGCCAGCCGCCGGUUGUGCGACACCAUCUCCCGUCUGUUGUCACCCCCAGCUUGGAGUAUGCCCCCGCCGUAUCGACACUUGAGAAGACGUCAGAACGGUGAGAAGCAAAAUGGAUGAAGACUUGCGCAUGCUCGAGGAGGAAUUUUGUCCGCCCAUAGACCCUACGCUGCUUUAUACCAUCUACUCAGACUUUGCAGGAGAAGCAGAUGCUGUCGCCCGCACCAGAGAGCUGCUAGAGCCUCUCAAGGCCACCGCCGAGGUGGAAGCGCUCACAAACUUUGAUCCGUCGGGAAGCAGUGGAGGCGCCGUGCAAGAGAGUCCAGACAAACAGAGCACCGACACGGAUUCGUGGGGCACCCAGACGGUAACGACAGAGCACUCGUCUCUUUCAAACGACUUCUCUGCGCUGAGUAUCAGUGGACGCUCUGGAAGCCCAGGAGAAACCUUUAGGCAUGGAUACUAUAAAGACACGGAAACGUUUGACAUUCCUACUAAAGAACUGUUGCUCGCCGAGACAUUUCCAAGCCUUCGCCCAGCGCAGGUGACGCACACCCUGAAGAAGUGCGGGUACGACUACGACAAAGCGACCGACGAGCUGCUGAACCACGUCUUCUUUGACGAUAGUCGCAAGAGCCCUACAGACGAAGGGCCCAUUGCUAAGGGCAUCGAUGCUUUUGCCGAAGACCAUCAUGUGCCGCAGAGGGGGAAGAAGGGCAAGGCGAAGAAAAAGCAAAGGGUGUCUCUGAACGACAUCAGCACCGACUACUUUGUCGAGUCAGAGGCGCCCGCGAACCGUUGGCAGAACACCAGUCGCGAUGUCGACUUUGUCACGUCGCGAACGGCUGUGCCUGCCAAGACGGUGUCCUCGCUGUAUCAUGCAAACGGGGCAUCGCUGUCUGCGACAGUACUAGCCGUUGUGCAAAGGGACAUUGAAGCGCAUAGGAAGGACGGGCAGCCAGACGCUGCGCUGGUGCAAGAUGCUCUUGACUUGAACGAGAGAUUCCCUUCGAUUGACCUGGAACACGCCAUCGCCGUCGUCCGGUUUACUGCGCCGUCCAACAUCAAGGCUCAAGAGCUCGCAAAAUUCCUGACCCAACGGCCGCCGAGUGAGACGGGUGGUAAAGGCGGGCUCAAGCUUGACCUGCGAUACGCGCCUGUCAACGUGUCCGAUCCAUGUGAAGCUACGCAACUGCCUGCGCUUGCACCCUCUGCCAAGCCUCGCGACGUCUUGUCCAUGACAGCUGCUAGGAAUGAUGCGUUUGGAAAGGCAGCUAGCGCCUACCGCAGGGGAAAGUCGACAGCGCUGAUGAGGCAAGCAGCCGCCUACUAUGCACAGGAGGGCCGUGACCUCAAUGCCAACCUGAAAGCCAUGAAUGCAGCCGAAGCCGAUGCCUUGGUGUCAUCGCAGUCCGGAGCAACACAUCUGGACCUGCACGGCGUCAGCGUGGCCGACGCAACUAGGAUCGCGAAGCAACGCACACAGGCGUGGUGGGAUGGGCUUGGAGAGCGUAGGAUUCCCGAGUGGAGCGGCCCCGGCCGCAGGGGUGGAGGCGAGGUGUUCAGAAUCAUCACCGGCCUGGGCAGGCACAGUGAAGGUGGCCGGGGUAAGCUGGGACCUGCGGUGCUCAAGGCAUUGGUGAACGAGGGCUGGAAGGUCGAGGCGGAGCCCGGCGAGCUCUAUGUCACUGGGCUUGCGCGGCGAAGGUGAUGGUGUGAUUGGUCUUGGAUAGCCACGCCGAGCAUUUGGAUAUGUCUGUGUCAAUGUCGUUUCAAUAUGCCCAGACUUAUUGACAAAG